AUGAUUUCUUCACUAUGGUUGUUGGGGGCACUCUGCUGUCUGGUGCUCCCCGGCCUGCUGGAGUCCAAAUCUUUGUUAAACGACAUGCAGCAGGAGGAGAUGGUACCCGUCAGUAACGUUGGUAUUGACUCACAGAGAGCAAACGGCUUUCUGAGCAACUCCAGGCCGAAGCGUAACGUGGACCCGAGGUGGUACAGAGGAAACCCAGACUUCCAGUCCUACUACCGCUACUACAGCAGCAUCGGACACACUGAGGGGAUCUAUGAGAUCGACAAGCUGCGGAUGCUCUACCAGCAGAUGAGGUACCUGGAGCACACCUACGGCCCCGACGCCUCCUAUUACCAGAACAAGCUGGGAGUGCCGAUGAUCAUGUGUGACCCAGUUACUGACAAGAAGUGCAAAGUGGCUCUCCCUCCUCCUCCUCCCAUGAAAGGAAAGCCCACGGCCCCCCUGCCGACCCCCCCGCCUCUCCCCCCGGCUCCAGUCAUCUCCCAGGCUGACGUCCUGUACCUAUGCAACAAGAAGGACCCCCUCUGUAAGCCCCACAUCGUCUACAUGCCCACCGGCUCCGUGCCUGUGCUCUGCGACCCUCGCUACCACCCCCACUGCACCCCCCAGAAAGCUCCAGCUCCAGUGGCAGCAGUCCAUCCUCCUCCCCCUCCUCCACCACAGAAGUCCGCCCCCGCUCAACCCCCUCCUCCUCCACCUCCAGUCCUCGUCAAAAAAACCCUCUCGGUCCCCCUCCGCACCUUCAAAGGCAUGGAGUACGACUGUGACCCCUACUGGGACCCCGACUGCCUGAUUGACCACCCUCCCCGGCCCAUGAAGGGAAAGACUCUUGUUGUCCAGCCACCACCCCCCCAUUUGGUGGAGGAAAAGGAAGAGGAAUCAGUGCCGGAGAAUCCUCCACCUGCUCCCAAAGAGAAGAAAGGACCCAUCUUCCCUUACUUCUUCCCCAAGCCCUACAACCCCAUGGAUGAUCUGUACGACCCAAUGCGCUUCCAGUACCCGCAGCCCGCUGCUGCCUCCGACGAGCCCGCAGAGUCCGGCCACAGCCAGUGA
This is a messenger RNA of Eleginops maclovinus (Patagonian blennie), 1062 nucleotides long. RefSeq lists its product as uncharacterized. Lineage: Eukaryota; Metazoa; Chordata; Actinopteri; Perciformes; Eleginopidae. The record is from RefSeq and is a predicted model, not a curated record. The transcript is spliced from 4 exons. The coding region runs from base 1 to 1062 and encodes 353 amino acids.